UACUUCCUUUAUGUGCUUUUGGGCAUCACAAUUUGUGGUCCUUUCUUACUGCAGUCUGCAGAGGCGGAGCAAAAAUGUUAUGUUGGAGUACAUAAACUCUCAUCCCACUGUCUUUGGGAUAUUCAAACUUUAUUGAACAGGGAUACACAAUGGAGAUCUACUCAUCAACUGCAUGUGUAGUGACAAUCUUGUACAUUUUUGCUACAGCCUCUGCGCAAGGUAUUUGCCAUCAUGACAGAGGGAGCCACAGCAAUGCAGGUUUCAGUGGACAGAUGGAAGGCAGCCAUCAUCUGCACUGUUGUGGAAAUGUAUCUUACAAGAUCUCAGAAAGUUCCUGCUGUAAUGGAAAUGUAACUCUGGGAUUAAGCCAGCUGGUGGCUGACUGUUGUGAUUCUGUAGCUUACAAUCCCCUUAACGAGAUUUGCUGUGAUGGAAGGAUUCGGACUCGAAGCAGCACUCACAUGAAAUGCUGUGGCAAAGUCAUGUACCGGACAACGACUCAUUUGUGUUGUGGUGGCGGCAACAUAUUUCAAUGGAAGGAAAAUCAUUCUUGUUGUGGCAAAGAAACGUAUGACAUGACAACCCACUGCUGCUGUACUAACCUUACACUAGAAGUAAAGCCGAAAAAUGAAACUUGCUGUCCAAAAGCAAAAGACACUGAUGAAAGAACAGAAUGCCAGCAAGGCUCUCUUCCCACCCGAAAACUCUCCAAAAACUCAGAAUCGAAGUGUGGAUCAACACCCUACAAUCCCCAGAAACAAAUUUGUUGCUCAGUGAAUAUUCAUGAGAAGGCUUCAGCACUUACUAAGUGCUGUGGCAAAGAUGUUUACACUCUGUCAGAUGACAAUGUGCUGUGCUGUAAUGGAAUCCUUCAUCUCAAUGUGCCUGAGCAGUCAGAGUGUGUUGGAGGUGUUAUAUAUACUCCAUCAAACACUAUUUGCCAAAUGUCUGCUCGUCCCCGUCUUGGUAGGCACUGCUGUGGAAGACAAACCUUCAAUCCUCACACACAUAUUUGCUGUAACGGAUGCAGCCACAACAAGAUGAAUGGCAAUUUCUGUUGUGGUUCAGAAGUCUAUGAC
Messenger RNA from Sinocyclocheilus anshuiensis, 1079 nucleotides. Its product is annotated as galaxin-2-like. The record is from RefSeq and is a predicted model, not a curated record. The transcript is spliced from 11 exons. The annotation marks the transcript as partial. NCBI's taxonomy places the organism in Eukaryota, Metazoa, Chordata, Actinopteri, Cypriniformes, Cyprinidae.